AGAGCUAACAGCUUGCUUGUGGAGCAUUUAGCGCUUCCAGGCCCUAUGUGUCAUUUUUAUGGGCACACUCUUAGUCAUUUCAACUGUCUGUGAGGCUGGGACUGUUCUCCCAUUUUACAGAUGAGGAAACUGAGGCUAAAGGAAGUGAAGUAGCCUGCUGAAAGUUACACAGCUAGAAGCCAGAGUCCGAUCACAGCCUGCCUGUUUCCUAUCAAAGUCCCUCUGGGAAUUGGUGGCAGGCCAGGUCUCUGGUCUCCUGAUGUCCAUCCUGCUGAGCCUGUGGCUUCUUUCCCUUGAGCAGACUAGCAGCUUUCUGAGCAGAGGGGCAGUGUGUCAGGCAGCUGGAGAUACCGGGGAUCCCCUCCAGGGAGGACAGCAGGAUAGACUGUCUUAAUUCUGCUGUGGUAAUAUCCUGGGAGCCAGUGUCACCCCCAUCUCCCUGGGCUUGUUGCCUUGGGCAUGUGUAUAUGAGGAGACAGGUCCAGAGAGGGACGGUCUUAGAGAGGGUCACACAGUAUGUCAGCGGUGGAGCUGGGGCUGGUCUCAGGAUCUUGUUCCAGUUUAGUUUCUUUUACUUACCCAGUGUUGCCUCAUCUGCAAGAGUAAAGGCUCUUUAGGGGCUUGACUGACUCCCAGCCUGUGAGCUUGCUUCAGCUCAGACCCCAAUCCAUUGGCCAAGGAGAGCUUUGUCUUCUGAUUCUCCUGGAAGCGGUUCUUGAGGGAGGAUCCUGCCUUCUGUUCUUCCUGACCCCUGUAGACCUGGAGCAGCAGGUAAAGCAGCUGAAUGCCAAGAUCAAGAAGACCCAUGAGGAAGUGAGCUUCUUGAACACUUACAUGGACCAUGAGUAUCCUGUGAAAUCAGUCCAGAUUGCCAGCCUUGUGCGCCAGCUGCAGCAGGUGAAGGACAGCCAGCAGGAUGAGUUGGAUGACUUAGACGAGAUGUGCAAAAUGGUCCUGAGGUCUUUGUCUGAUCAGAUUCAGAUGAAGAAAAAAAUGCUUCUGAAUACUCUGGUGGAGAAAACUCAGAAACCCCGUCAAAUGGCUCUCCUGCAGAAGACAUGGGAAAGCGAGAACAUGGUGAAAAACAUGGACAAGUUCAGAAAAGUGAGUGGGCAAAGACGGUGAUGAUCCCUUUGUGAAGGGUGGGCAGCUCCCAGGACCUUUGGGAGUCAGGCUUGUCCAGCCCUGGUGCUCAGGAGGUCUCAGACUCUGGUGCUGGCCUUCCUCCUUGCCAGUGCCAUUACUGUCAGUCGUCAUUCAUCUGGGAAGCGAUUCAUGGCGGCCAAGGCUUUGCCUUAUAAACU
Pteropus alecto (black flying fox) is the source of this 1304-nucleotide messenger RNA. RefSeq lists its product as uncharacterized. NCBI's taxonomy places the organism in Eukaryota, Metazoa, Chordata, Mammalia, Chiroptera, Pteropodidae. The coding region runs from base 835 to 1125 and encodes 96 amino acids. The record is from RefSeq and is a predicted model, not a curated record. The transcript has 3 exons.